This is a messenger RNA of Suncus etruscus (white-toothed pygmy shrew), 531 nucleotides long. RefSeq names its product transmembrane protein 238 (gene TMEM238). The record is from RefSeq and is a predicted model, not a curated record. The transcript has a single exon. Bases 1 to 531 code for a protein of 176 amino acids. Lineage: Eukaryota; Metazoa; Chordata; Mammalia; Eulipotyphla; Soricidae.
AUGGCCGCAGCGCCCGGCGCGGGUGCGGCGCCCGCCUCGGCCCCGGCCCCGGCCCCGGCCGCCCCGGGGGCCCCCCGCGCGCGGAGCCCGGCGUCGGGGCUGGGGCGCUGCCGCGCGGCGCUGCUGCUGGCCGUGGCGCUGGACGUGGCGGGCAUGGCGGCGCUGCUGACCGGCGUGUUCGCGCAGCUGCAGGUGCGCGGCCGCGACUUCGGCGACCUGCUCAUCUACUCGGGCGCGCUGCUCGUCUUCCUCAGCCUGCUCGGCUGGAUCCUCUGGUACACCGGCAACAUCGAGAUCUCGCGCCAGGAGCUGGAGCGCGACUACGGCCUGCGGCCCUCCGCCCUGGCCCGCCUGGCGCGCAAGCUGUCCCGCCGCUGGUCCGCGCCCGCCGCCGCCGCCGCCCCGCGCGCCCCGCACGCCGCCCGCCGCGCCGCCCGCGCCGCGCCCGCGCCCGCCGCCGGCUCCCGCCGCGUGCGCCUGCAGCUCGCCACGCUCGAGGCCGGGGCCGGGGCCGGGGCCGGGCCCGAGUGA